Molecule: messenger RNA, 1356 nt
Organism: Micromonas pusilla CCMP1545
Lineage: Eukaryota; Viridiplantae; Chlorophyta; Mamiellophyceae; Mamiellales; Mamiellaceae
Product: carbohydrate-binding module family 20 protein
Exons: 1
Coding region: 1-1356 (451 amino acids)
Cellular component (GO): membrane
Molecular function (GO): starch binding
Source: RefSeq, a predicted model, not a curated record
AUGCACUUUUUUUGUUUGAUACGACUCUUCUCAGUCCAGGCUGAGUCAUCCUCCACAAGACUUCAAGAUGUUAGCCGUUCCGCUUCCGAGCUUAUCCAGGCACAAAUCGUCGCGCGCGCCCCACGAAACACGAUGCAGACGAUCGCGACGCUCCCCGCAUCGCUCGCGUCGAGAUCGACGCGCGCGUCGAGAUUCGCGCUCGGCGGCGCCGCCCCCCCCCGCGCGCGCCCCGCGCUCCGAUCGAACGGAUUAAAAUGUCGCGAUCGUGAUCGCUUUCGCGACAAACGCGCCAACGACGACGACGUCGUCGCGCGCGCGUACGACCACGACGCGUACAACGACCCGAAUCCGCGCGACGACGAGGGCGCGAUGCUCGGCGCGGCGCACCAGGCGCGCGGCAACGUGUUCACCCAACCCUUCGAUCUCAACUCGCCCGCGGCUCCGCCGCUCGACGCGUACGGUCGACGCAUCGAUAGCCCACUGCAGAUGCCCGCGGGGGAGGGCCCGGGCCACGGCCCCGAGGGCGGGUACAGCGUCGACGACACCGACAACUUCUACUCCGAGGCGGAGCAAGCGCAGAAGCAGUACCGAAACGAUCUGCAAGCGACGCGGCAGCGGUACAUCGACAAGGAGGCGGCGGCGGUGCAGACGCGCGACUACGGCACCGCGCAGACUUCGGCGCGAAUCUUACAGCGGCUCGUGCAGAUCGAGAACGAGCUGCUGACGCACGAGACGCACGAGGUCGAGGCUUCGUAUAACGCGGACUACCACGCCGCGGACGCGGCGAAGACGCUCAAAGAGCGCGUGCUCGAGGAGCUUUACGACAUUCAGUACGAUCGGUACGACCCGAAUCAGUACGUGGACGGCGGCGUCAACUCCGGCGCCGCCGCGGCGUCGCGAGCGGUCGCGGCCGCGUCCGCGGCGCUGCACGGCGGGACGUUCGCGACCGUCCCGGUGCGAUUCUCCGUGAACGUGAAGACGCUCUUCGGCGAGAGCGUGAGGGUGUGCGGCAGCCUCAGAGAGCUCGGGGAGUGGAACGCGUACGAGGCGCCGGAUAUGGUGUACAAAAAAACCGUCGGCGACCCCACGGAGGGCGUCGGGACCUGGGACGUGACGCUUCAGAUCCAGCAAGGGUCGGAAUUCAAGUUCAAGUUCGUCGUCGUCGGCGGUCUGGACGAGGAAGAGAGAAGUCGCGGGCAGCAGCCGAACAUGUACUGGCAGGAGGGCGACGACCGCAUGGUGCGUCUGCCGAAGGAUAACGUGUUCUCGCUCGACAUCGUCGUCGACUGGGAGGGGGACCCGGAGAAGGAGAAGAUGUGGCUGUGCAUGCCCGUGCCGACGAUCAAACCGGUGUGA